This is a messenger RNA of Trichomonas vaginalis G3, 435 nucleotides long. RefSeq lists its product as uncharacterized. The coding region runs from base 1 to 435 and encodes 144 amino acids. The transcript has a single exon. Lineage: Eukaryota; Parabasalia; Trichomonadida; Trichomonadidae. The record is from RefSeq and is a predicted model, not a curated record.
AUGUUAGAUGAAAUUCAUAGACAAGAACGUGAAGAGCUAGAGAACAAGCUUGAAGCAAAAGACAAAAGCCUUCAGAAAAGAAUACCACGUUCGGUACCAAAAGGAAAGGAAAAGAACUAUAAGUAUAUGAUUUAUACUGAAGAGAUGGAAAAUGAAGAAGACAGAGAUAUGGUUAUGUUGCAUUUAGUCAGAAGAAACAACAAAAGCUUUUACGACCUUGCUAAGAUUUACAAAUCUGACAGAAAUUGGUUCUAUCGCGAAAACUUACCGAUUUCAAUGACACCAAAUGAAGAUGUGAAACAAAUAGUUCAAGAUACUUUACCUCAAACACACUAUGAUAUUAAAGGUUGUACAAUACUUACCUUCAAAGAAGAUUUGCCGCUACUGAAGGAAAAAAUAACAGAGUAUUUUGACAACUUCAAACAAGCAGAGUAA